UCUCCCCACGCUUACACGUAUGCGUAUACGGGGAAAUCCCUGCCUACGGGUGCCUGCAUAUACGAAUCCGUAUCCGGAUCAUCUGUCGAAACUUCCUGGUCCUCCUCCUGAAUAAUUGUUCUUCUCCUUCCCCCGGCCUAGGGAGAGAAAGAGGAGGAGGACUGGUGGGUAGAUCGCACCUUGCUGGAGCAAAGAUAUGUUGGAGAUGAGGACACUAUGUGACUCUCUUUCUCAUCAACAGAUUGCAGUUGUUAAACUGAGGUAUUGAUGGUUGGGGCUGAGGUUUGUACAUUGCUGCAUUAAGAUAUGACUUGAUGGUUCUGGUUGGAUCUUUGUGCUUGUAUAAUGGGUUUAAGGUUGUUAGAUAACUGGUAUUGAGAGACUGCAUUUCUGAAAACGACAUGGUUGCUUUAAGAAUUUUUGAUGUGAAAUUCUUUGCUGAUUAGUGGUCGUCGCUGCUAAUCUGGAUUUAUCACAAACAAUGGGUGAUCACAGUUACAGUUCUUGGGUUAGGCGGCAGAAAUACUCACAUACUGUGUGUCACAGAUUGGAUCCUUCUAGGAUUCCAUCUUUCCCGAUUUCUCUCAAGCCUGAGUAUUCUUUUCUUGCAACCGUGAAACCAGUGAACUCUGUUUCCAGUGUCCAUCAGUCCAAGAAAGCAGAUGCCACAGUUAGUUUGCCUAAGUUUGUAGAUGUUCCAGAGAAAGAACAAAGAAGUCAUGCACCAGCCAAAUCAAGAGCGUUGUCUCCCCUUCCUCAGACUAUGCUCUCGGAUGAAUUUAAGGAGGCAAGAUCAGAAUGUAAAAGGUUUUCAACUCCAACUUCAAGAAGGGAAAGGGAUAAAAGUUUCAUCAACAGAUUGUUUUCCAGGGAUCUUCACAAUCAUAAUUUGACUGAUCCAACGCAGAUGCUUGCAUCAUCUAAAAAAUUCCAUGACAAAACAAAGCCUCGGAGGGAGAGCUCAUGGUCCAAGUACUUUGAUAAUGCCGGAGGAAGAGUUACUGCUUUAGAAACAACUGAUGAAUGGACUGUCGAUCUUUCGAAAUUAUUUCUGGGUUACAGAUUUGCCUCUGGUGCUUACAGCAAACUAUAUUAUGGACUUUACAAGGAUCAACCUGUGGCUGUGAAGGUUGUCCGACAACCUGAUGAUGACGAAAAUGGGGACAUGACUGCUAGGUUGGAAAAGCAGUUCAAUAGGGAGGUUACUCUCCUCUCUCAUCUCCACCAUAAAAAUGUAAUACAGUUAGUGGCUGCAUGUAGAAAACCACCGGUUUUCUGCGUUGUCACGGAGUACUUGUCUGGAGGAUCUCUAAGGGCAUAUCUGCACAAACUAAGACCAGGGCGCCUUUGUCUUCAGAAACAAGUUGCAUUUGCUCUUGAUAUUGCUAGAGGAAUGGAGUACCUCCAUUCCCAGGGGGUUAUGCAUAGAGACCUUAAACCUGAGAACAUGCUUCUUGAUCAAGAUCUUCACGUCAAAGUUGCUGAUUUUGGAAUAGCUUGUGAAGAGGCAUACUGUGAUACUCUAGCUGAAGAUCCAGGAACGUAUCGUUGGAUGGCACCUGAGAUGAUCAAACACAAACCUUAUGGGCGUAAGGUGGAUGUGUAUAGCUUUGGUCUUGUAUUGUGGGAGAUGGCUGCUGGGGCUAUUCCUUACGAGGACAUGACACCAAUUCAGGCAGCAUUUGCAGUGGUGAACAAGAAUGCGAGGCCUCCUAUACCUUCGACUUGCCCGCCUCCCCUUCAAGCUUUGAUCGAGCAGUGUUGGUCAUUGCAUCCCGAAAAGAGGCCAGAGUUCUGGCAGAUUGUGAAGGUCUUGGAACAGUUUGAAUCUUCUAUAGAACGCGACGGGACACUCAACUUGGUCCAAAAUUCUACCUGCCGUGACCAGAAGAAACGGCUCAGCCGCUGGAUUUCAAAGCUUACCUUGGAUAACCGUAUCAAUUCAUCUGUCCGCAAGUGAUCCUCUGUAGAUCCGUUUUGGUCACUUUUUAGUUUUUUGACGGCGCCCUCUGUGUUGCAAUUGACAUGGCCUUUGGCAGCAGUUAUUUUUGGUUCACACA
Messenger RNA from Nymphaea colorata (pocket water lily), 2060 nucleotides. Its product is annotated as serine/threonine/tyrosine-protein kinase HT1-like. Lineage: Eukaryota; Viridiplantae; Streptophyta; Magnoliopsida; Nymphaeales; Nymphaeaceae. The coding region runs from base 482 to 1960 and encodes 492 amino acids. The record is from RefSeq and is a predicted model, not a curated record. The transcript has 4 exons. Gene Ontology annotation, molecular function: protein kinase activity; ATP binding. Gene Ontology annotation, biological process: protein phosphorylation.